UCCUACGGCCGCUCGGCGGUGGGAGAGAUUCUCAAGAUUCGAAGAGUCAUGUCCUGCUCUCCUUCUUCCCUCAGUCUCCAUUUCUUUUCCUCUUCUUCUUCUCUCCUCUCUGCUUCGAGCUUCGCCGCUGCUACCUUCCACUCCAAAGACUCAUUUUUUCCACCAAAACAACCCAAAUUCCCUUCCAAGAAAAUCUUCAUCUCCGCGUCCUUAAACCGAGACAAUGUUCGGACGAUCAGGACCGUUGAAAUCGCUAAUUCCAUUACUGACCGCGGAGGCAGCCCUCCUGGAGAACCCCCCACUGGAGUUGACGGCGGUGGCGGUGGAGGGGAGGAAGAUGACGACAACAAGGAGGAGGAGGAGGAGUUUGGCCCGGUUAUGAAAUUCGAGGAUGUGAUCCGCGAAGCCGAGGCUCGAGGGGCGACCCUCCCUUCCGAUAUGCUUGACGCUGCCAAGUCCAUUGGCAUCCGAAGGCUUCUUCUUGUUCGAUACCUAGACUUGCAGGCCUCGCCUUGGCCGCUGGGCGUUGCGAUGAGGUCAUGCUCUCUACUCCGCAACCGAAUGCUAGCUGACCCGUCUUUUCUCUUCAAAGUCGGCACAGAGGUAGUUAUAGACGCUUGCUGCGGGACCUUUGCAGAGAUUCAAAAGAGAGGGGAAGAUUUCUGGCCGGAGUUUGAGUUGUAUGCUGCCGAUCUUUUAGUGGGCGUGGUGGUGGAUAUUGCAUUGGUGGGUCUUUUGGCGCCUUAUGUGAGAUUUGGAAAGCCAGCUUCAUCAGCUGGGAUUUUUGGUGGCAUUUCACGUGCUUGUGAUAAUCUGCCCAGCAGUGUCUUUGAAGCUGAAAGACCUGGGAGCAGAUUUUCAAUCAAGCAGCGAAUUGGAACAUACUUUUACAAGGGAGUUCUAUAUGGGUCGGUCGGUUUUGUCUGUGGAAUUAUUGGCCAAGGCAUUGCUAAUUUGUUCAUGACUGCCAAAAGGAGCGUAAAUAAAUCAGAAGUCGAUAUACCAGUUCCACCACUUAUUAAGAGUGCUGCUCUUUGGGGUGUUUUCCUGGCGGUUUCUUCAAACACACGAUACCAGAUCGUUAAUGGUCUGGAACAGGUUGUGGAGGCAUCUCCUGUAGCCAGACGUGUUCCUCUAAUUGCAAUGGCUUUCACCGUUGGUGUGCGUUUUGCCAAUAAUAUCUAUGGGGGAAUGCAGUUUGUGGAUUGGGCUCGAUGGAGUGGUGUCCAAUGAAGGAUUAAUUAUUUUGUGCGGACACCGGGCGGCGUUCGAAGAUGAAGGAGAGCGCACCACAUCACUUUUUUGCUGUGUAACGGUAUUAUGUAUCACUGUAUACCGGGUGACGUGGUGCACUCUCAUUCGUCUCCAAACGGUCCCGUGUCUGCACUGAAUAAUUUCUCCCAACGAAGAGGCGGUCUUGUUCUUUUAUAAUUAUUAUCCAGACAAGAUUUACAACUAAGCACUCCAAAGGCAUUGCAGGGGG
Molecule: messenger RNA, 1483 nt
Organism: Dendrobium catenatum
Lineage: Eukaryota; Viridiplantae; Streptophyta; Magnoliopsida; Asparagales; Orchidaceae
Product: protein RETICULATA-RELATED 1, chloroplastic
Exons: 8
Coding region: 49-1233 (394 amino acids)
Biological process (GO): plant organ development
Cellular component (GO): chloroplast inner membrane
Source: RefSeq, a predicted model, not a curated record